This is a messenger RNA of Pseudonaja textilis, 3841 nucleotides long. RefSeq lists its product as uncharacterized. The record is from RefSeq and is a predicted model, not a curated record. Lineage: Eukaryota; Metazoa; Chordata; Lepidosauria; Squamata; Elapidae. Gene Ontology annotation, biological process: regulation of transcription by RNA polymerase II. Gene Ontology annotation, molecular function: DNA-binding transcription factor activity, RNA polymerase II-specific; RNA polymerase II cis-regulatory region sequence-specific DNA binding.
CAGAGGGCCCCGGCUUGCCGGAUUUCCAGGCUUUUGGGGGCUGCGGUCUUCCCACUCACCUCUUCCCUUUCGCCGUAUCCGGGGUUGAGCUUCCUGGGUCGGGAGGUGGCGGCUGAAACCCGAGGGAUCGGGGCAUCCCACCUCCCAAAAGAAAACAGCCGGAGCUGCUCCUCCCUCGGGGUUUAAAAGAGACGGCUGCAAAUCGCGGAGCAGAAGCGACGGCGGCGCUCGCCAACAAACAGCUGGAAACUCCGGAACUUGGAAGGAGAAGUCCGGAUCAUCAGAAGGGGAGAGAAAAAAACAAAAACAAAAAACCAGGUUCUCUCCGGUGGGAGAAGAGAAAGAGCCGAAAGGAGCAGCCACAGGACGGAGGCAAAGCUGGAAGCCGCUGUUGGCUUCCUUGAGAGCGAGUCCCGUUGCAUUCAGGGUUGGGAGUUGAUUUGAAAGUAGACUAUCCCGGAGAACUCCUUUUGCAAGACCCGACUGCUCAUCUCUUCAUCCUUGGUUCCUCCAGCGGCCAGCCAGGCCUCUACUGGAAAUGCCAGAACGGCAGGUCAACAGAACAGCCCCCUUUUUUCCUGCUGGAUGUCCUCUGCAACUGAUUUCAGAGGUAGCUUGCCUUUGGAUAUGGAAGCUCUACACCGCCGUCUUGACAGGGAGCCAUUGAUAACCUCCCAUCUUCCAUUCUUCUUGCGGGUGUGAAUUCUGGUUGGCGAUAUUCACAGAAGCGCCCGGUCACCAACGUCAUGCAAGAAAACUAUGAGAACGUGAUCUCACUGGCGGAGGAAAUUGCAAUCAGUUGGCCUCGGAUAACUGCCUUUGCUGAAUCCCACAGAAGAAGAGGACUUGGGCCUGUCAUGGAGUCUGAACGGAGCCAAGCCCCGCAGGCCCAGUUGCAGAGCCAAGCAGCUGGCCCAAGUGAAAGUGGACUCAAUGCCGACCUCCGUCGCCAGCUGGGCUUCAUCCUGCAGACGGCUGGCAGGAGCCAAGUGGAGAAGAUGCUGCGGGAACUGGUGAAAGAGCAGAGCCAGGAGGGGAAGCGGAAAGCAAGGAAGAAAGCGCCUAAGAAUCACAGAGAUGAAGCUGCUGGGGAGAAUGAAGAAGAGUUGCAGCCAGAACAAGACCAUGUGCAGAAGGAGGCACCACCUUCAAGGAGAUCUAUCAGCCCAGAUGAGGCUUGUACAAGCAGCAGUUGGUGCCUGCAGAGCCUAAAGGGCCAACAGCCUCCUCAAAACUCCGCGGUGCAUCAGCAGGAAGGGAAAAAUCCCAACAGUCAAAGGCACCUGGAAAAGUCUGGGGUGUGUGGGGAGUGUGGGCAGAAAAGCAUGAGUGGCAGUGGUCGAGGCCACAGUAUGCCCACACCAGAGAGACCACACCAAUGCACCGAGUGUGGACGUUGCUUCCGGCAACACUCCAUCCUGGCUAAACACCAGAAGAUCCACACGGGGGAGAAGCCCUACCUGUGUGUGGCUUGUGGCAAAAGAUUCAACCGCAGCUCCAACCUGGUGCAGCACCAGCGGGUGCACACAAGGGAACGUCCCUUUCCCUGCGCAGCCUGCGGCAAGGCCUUCACCCAGAAAUCGGAUCUGGAGCGUCAUCAGCGGGUGCACACAGGGGAGCGGCCUUACGUCUGCCAGGACUGUGGGAAAUGCUUCUCCAUCAGCUCCCACCUCGACCGGCACAGGCGCACCCACCAAGACAACCCUCAGGAGCAGCCUUCGGCCACCUCUCUGGUCCCCACUACCCACUACUGUCCCGACUGUGGGAAAUGUUUUGGGCAACGCUCUGCUCUCGCUAAGCACCGUAAGACCCAUUCAGGGGAGCGCCCGUACCCCUGCAGUGCCUGUGGGAAGCGGUUCAGCCGCAGCUCCAACCUGGCGCAGCACCAGCGCAUUCACACAGGGGAGCGCCCGUUCCCCUGUGCCGACUGUGGCAAGAGGUUCAUCCAGCGUUCCGACCUGGAGCGCCACCAGCGGGUGCACACCGGGGAACGCCCGUAUACCUGUGCCCAGUGUGGCCGGGGGUUUUCUGUGAGUUCCCAUCUCGACCGGCACCAGAGAGUCCACCAAGCCCUGGCGGUGGCUGCAGCUGCCCACUGCUGCCCCGAACAUGUGAAAACGUUCCUCCUCAGCAGUGGGGCCAAGCAGACCCUGAAAUACCAGCUGUACGGUGGCAAAGGGCGUCUCACUCGCGGCGGCCAUUGCUUGGACUGUGGGAAGAGCCUGAGCAAGCUUCCCGUUCAGCCUCCGGGUCUUGUAGAGAAGCCCUACAAGUGUGAGGGUUGUGGGAAAGCCUUUGCCCAGCGCUCGGCGCUGAUGAAGCACCAGCGCAUCCACACCGGGGAGAAGCCGUUCUCGUGCGGGGAGUGUGGCAAGGGCUUCAUCCAGAAGUCAGACCUGACCAUCCACCAGCGCAUGCACACCGGGGAGAAGCCGUACCGCUGCGACACCUGUGGCAAGUGCUUCAGUGUCAGUUCCAACUUGCUGACUCACCAGCGCACCCAUCUGGGGGAGAAGCCCUACGCCUGCGGGGAGUGUGGCAAGGCCUUCGUCCAGCGCUCGGAGCUGACCAUCCACCAGCGCACCCACACGGGGGAGAAGCCCUACAAGUGCAGCCUCUGCAGCAAAUGCUUCAGCCGCAGCUCUCACCUGAACCGUCACCGGCGCACCCACGGCGGCCAGAAGGACUCAGCUGGUCCAGUCCCUUCCCCAUUGCUUGCCCCCAACCCGCACAAGCCAGCCAUUCCUCUGCCCACCUCCGUCUUCCCCACCUCCUUUUCAUCUCCCAGCCCUCUCCCUCCCUUACCUGCCUUCCCUCCCUCGCCCUCCCCUCUUCCCCUCCCUGGUUUGGAGCUGCCUUGGACUCUCCCCUUCUCAUCCCAGGGUUUUCCCCAUCCAGCCUACGUGGCCCCUGCUCCAGACACAGCCCAGGUUUCUCUCAUCAAUUGAUUUUUCCCCCUUCCGGCUUCUUUUCUCUAUUCCUGCUCCAUGUCUUCCUUCUAGCUGCCCUCCCCAAUCCUUUCUGGUUUUGCUUCUUCCUUCUUCCCUGUUGACUGAGCUUCACUCUCUCUUCCCCUGCCCUGUUUUCGCUGGGCCACCCAGAAUGAAGCUGGAAAGGGAGAAGCAGGAGGAAAUGGGGAGCGUGCAUCAGUGAAGGAGGUUGCUCCAGGGCUGCCCAGCAAAGGGGCUCGACCCUUUUCCUUCUUCCUGCCUUCUGCAUCGUUGUGGGACAGCAUCAAACUCUCCGUCUUCCACCAGGACUAGAACCACGCCGGGUACCAGCUUGGCUGGAAGAGAAAGAGCAAGUUGGCAGCUGCAGUAUCCAUGACGCUGCCAACCUUGUCUACACAUCUGGCAAGACAAGAAGGAAUGAAUCACAGUAGGAUACGACGUCCUGUCCCUUUGCAGAAUUUAUGGCAAGGAAUCGCAUUUUUGAGGCUGCUUUAUAUGUCAGACUCCAUGCAAUUGGAAAACAUCUGAGGAAAAGCUGGAUUAUUUAUAAAAGGGAAAACAGAGGAAGAUGCUCUCGGAAGACAGAGAACACAACAUCUGGUUCAGCAAGACUGAGAAAAAUGGGACAAUUUGGGGCUGGCAGCUGCCUAGGCGAGAGACAGCGCCCUCUGGCGUAUGUUUAGCAGCCCAUCUCAUGUGCCUUGUCUUCCAACACUUCUGUGGUGGGAAAAGCUGCCAAGUUUUCUGGUUCAUAAUUGUCAUCCUAAUCAGAAGCCAGUAGUUUAAAUACUCUCUAUAUACAUAGAUGCACAUACAACACAUGCACAUACAGGUAGUCCUCGAAUUACAACCACAACUGAGACAAGAAUUUUGGUUGCUAAGCAAGGUGG